Messenger RNA from Amoebophrya sp. A120, 6968 nucleotides. Lineage: Eukaryota; Dinophyceae; Syndiniales; Amoebophryaceae. The record is from the annotation of a GenBank genome assembly.
GGGACAACAAGAUCACGUCGGCGCUCAAGCUCGGCUUUCUAACAUUCUCAACGAUCUUGCGAAGGAACUCGCGGAGACACAGCUGAGGGUUAUCCACGAGGAGAUCUUCAAUCCGAUUGCGAGUUUGGUGCAGAUCACGGUUUAUGCAUUGCAAAUACCCCUGGAGGUCUGGAAUAAACUUGUGAUGCUGGGUGGCUUAAUAUCAUGAGGAGGCCACAAGUGCUGGCUUAGCAUGACAAGUUUCUGAGCGUGAGGUCCUUUUGGGUGUUGCCUAUAAAAAUUCUGCAUGACAAACUGCGUUUCGGCAUGACAGAAAAGUGGGGCUGCUCUUGGGUACUAACGUGCAUGACAGAUUCAAGAGUCAUGCCAGACAAGCAUGACAAACCUGCAUUCUUCCAGACCGCCCAGACAUAUUUGCCCUUGAUACGGUUCCCUGGGCCGCCCGGAAGUGGGUCCACAAGCAGCUCUGGGACCCUGCCAACCAAGCCUUGCAGCGACAGCAAGAGGAGAAGAGGAGAGCGGCCAUUCCGCCACCGGUCGAGGAGGAGCGGGACCCAGUCGCCAUGCCGAUUAUGCAAAGAAAAAAGUGUUACAGUUACACAUUUGUUGUCAAUUCAGCAACACAAAUUUAUCUGCAUGAGAAAGAAAACUUGCAAUACAGAAAUCCUACGGGAAAACACCUAUGAAACGAGGCUGCUAUGCAUAUCCAGCAUGACAGAGCUUGUGUGUCUUGCUUGACCUGCAAUGCAAUGUGCACCUGUAAACACUUUUUUCUCGCGAUACUGGUAAACUGGCGGGAUGGCGGAGACGACCAGAGCGAGCCUGGUUCGUCCUCCCGCAGUAACGCGGGCGACGAAGACGCGUCUGAGGCUGGCCGCGCAGCAUCCCCCCUACCGGAACUGCUCUCCGGUGCGGCAAGUCGCGAAAGCAUGUCGUGCCCCUCGGAAAACGAUGAAACCGCGGCGCGAUCUCCCGGGCAAGGGAGACCUCGAAGCAGGUCUGAGGCCGAUGCCGGUCGUACACAGCAACAGCGUCGUGGUUCUUCCCGUGGCAACAGGAGGACAUCUUCCCUGCGCAGACGCAACUCGACAGGUAGCGCGACGAUGCGCUCCGCAGAAUUAGACGGAGCUACGUUGACCGCCCGUGCUUCCUCCGCCACGCGCGGGGGCGAACCCGAACGACGUGUGAGUUCGCUGCCCCGGCCGCGCGCCCGAAGCCCGGCUGGCACAAGGAGCCGGCAACGGGGAACAAGCCCGGCACGAGCUUCUACUACAACUAGGCGCAGCGGCAGUGCGCCCCGUACCCUCGAAACCGUUGACCCCCAGGUCUUGGCUUCAAGGAGCCGGCGACGAACAAGCCCGGAACGAGCCAGUACAACUAGACGCAGCGGCAGUGCGCCCCGUACCCUCGAGACCGUUGACCCUCGGGAGCUCGCGGCGGUCUCAGCUAGACUGUCGAAAAUGAGUUUAUCAGCAAACAGUACAAGUGCACGCGAAGGGCCAACAGAAAUAACAAGUGGAAUUUUUCAAACUCCGGAACAGGAUUUUCACCCCCGCCUGAGUCGGCGGGACUCAGUUCAGACGCGCAGCAGCAUGAGCAGCUCGCCAGGCCCGAUGAACCGGCGCGACUCCGUUCUAUCAACAGCGUCGACCAUUGCUUCGCAUGCGGAUCUGCAAGGACUCCAACGCGGCGGCCCGGGAGGUGGACCUACACACGACAAAAAACAAGCGGGCUUCAAUUAUAAAUCUGUCGGGCCCGUCGUCCAAGAUGAAUCUUCGACGGCCCAAACAAUGAAGACAAAGCCCGCAAUGCGCACAAGAACCACAACCUCCCCAAAGACCACGCGUCGCUCAGCAUCGGUGGGACGCAUCGGGACACGCACGGCCUCGCCUGGCGCCAGCGCCAGAAAGGGCCGUAGAUCGUCGUCGGCGGGAAUGAGAACGACCUCGGAUCAUGACCCCGGUAGUGGUUCCAAAAAGAACCUCCAAGGCCUUGACGCCAACUCUUCUGACCCGGUAUCCACCUGGAGCAAAACGCAGAUGUACACGCACGACGGCUUCGAAGGCGUGCCAGACAUGUAUCGGGGACCACUGCUUGUGUCUUCGGAUAAUGCCGGUGGGGGUGAUGGUAAUUUUCCCUUUCUCCAACAAGGCGGGACGGUCAAGGCAGUUCCGCCCGCGCCGAAAGGCAAAGCGGCAGCAGCAAGUUCAGCCAGUGCAAGCUCCUCCUCGGCACCGAAAACUGCAGCUAAGGCUGGCGCUGCGACCUCCUCCGCGGCGCCAAAAAGUGCUGGUAAGGCAGAGGCCCUAACACUCAACUUGACCCUACCAUUACCAACGGCCGCAGACGACUCGCACGAAACCCUUGUUAUUCCCAUGUCAAAAGCGCCCGGGGUCCCGCCGAGUACUCCGCCCCAGCAACAGUUCCUUACGGCUGCAGGGGGCCAUGGGGGUGACCCCCAUGGAGACCCCGGAGACGAUCCAAAUCCGAGUAGCGGCAGCGGUGGCGCCGAUGCUGGUUCUCCUCUACACGGUCCUUUUGGCCCGCCGGGCCGUCGCCGACUCUCCGCUGGCGACAUGCCUGGUGAUGACGAUGCGGUCGCCCGGGCAAGAGAGACCGCAGAGACCGCGCGACGAGAGAGGCCGGUGUCGCGCGCUUCUUUGUUUCAGGUCGCUCUCUAUCUCACAGAAACCUCUUAUCCGAGUAUGGGACUUGCCAUUGCCAUGUAUACAGCUUCUAGACUAUACAAUCGGAAGAUUGCGUCGUCCUCUGGCAGACACGACUACAAUGCGCAUGUCGGCGGCACGAACGAGUGAAGCGCACAUUACUGUAUCAAACGCGACGGAGUGGGUUUGCAUGAAAAUAAAGGCGAUGCUCCGCACUUUGAUUUCGCGCCCAGACCUGAACGCAGCACUACUAUGCUCAGUCACUGCUCUGGAAAUAGGCGUUGGUAAGAGUCGUCCUCUGGAGGGAUUUUUCUGUUUGAUAGAGUUGGCGAAGUGACGCCUACGGGAAAGCAUAUGGCAGUUACAAUUCCUGGUGACGCCGGAAAACGCGUCACUUCCCCGCCCACUGUGCGAGAGGCGCGGAACAUCGAAAACCCCGAUCGCACGAAUGACGUGCAGAAGGUGCGGGCCGCUAUCCAGCAAGAGGAGGGGCAAGUAAGUACAUUAAGAACGACGUUGCGACAGCAAGAGCGCGCGCUGGACAACGCGUGGCAGCAUUGGUGGGAGAAUCCGGAUCAGGAGCGCUACGGCCAACUGGAUAAUGCAGUAAACACGACGAAACAACAGAUCCGGGCCCGGGAACGCACGCAGGAAGAGUACAGAAAAUGGGAACACUGGGUGAAGAACGACGUGAACGAGGGGUAUGUUGAGGCGAAUCCCAAUUACAAUGAAGCAAACCCGUCGAGUCGCGAGUUGAAGUACACACCGUAUGGUCCGUACCAAGUCAGACAGACGGAAGAGCAGCACGUCCACUGGGUGCCGGUGCAAGCAGGCGUGGGCAGCAGCGCUAGCUCGAGACUAGACGAAAGUGUAGUUCUCGCGGCUCGCGAAUUCGAAGGGUACCACGGACAAGCAACGGACCAGGCCAGGGAGCAUUAUGGGCAGGUAUUAAGGGAUGAAACAAUUGCAAAAAAUUUUGUCGAUCACCCGGAGCGGCAUUACCAAGAUUUACUGAACCAGGCUACCGACAUCGCCAACCUGCAGGCCACCGGAAAGCCGGCGUUGGUCUUUGCCAAGUCGACUACUCAGCUUGACAAACCCACGGAAGCGCAGCGGCGAGCCGUGUACGGUGGCGCGAACUACGACGACCCAAAUCGCAAAGUGGAGGCAACGAAGCUGUUUAAGAAAGUGGACCAUGGGACAAACCGCCGGGGCGCGCCCAAAGAAGUUAUGGUGGCCACGGAGGACUUUGAGACACUUGUUCGGACAAAGAAUAAUCAGGAUUACGUCGGGACGCAGUCCAUCCAACAUGCGUCAGGCUCUUCUGUGCGGCCAGCAGAGGUUAUAAACGGAGUGGUGCGUCUGAAAAGUCUGGGUAGCUGCAAUCCCGCCGAAAGGGAAAUUGCGCUUUCGCACAACAACACAGCCCUCACUCCAGAGCCACUGAACGCUACCGACCAGGACUUGGACGCCCAAGGCCGUAGGGCACUGCACACCAUGACCAGCAAUCCGCAAGCCCUUGACCGUACCCGCAGUUUGAUGAGACAUAUCUCAUUGAGAGGCUGCCCCCCGUCCGGAUACAGACAUAACUCCGUUUUUUGUGCAGUGAUCCACUAGCUUCACGCACCACUAAGUGAUAUUAUACGGCUUUGUAAUAUGUAUUCUCAUUGCACGCCGAGAGCAGGAGUGCACGGCGCAGAAAAAAAAGAAUUUGAUGCGGCCCAGUACUUGGGAAACGCGUCACGCAUGCCACACUUGCUUCGUACCGAAGAAGCCGAAUUCUGUCGUUGCGCAAAAGAGGCGCGCGUGUUAUUUCAUCUUGUCCUAAUUACAGGCGGCAAGAUGUUGAAAAUGUAUAAACGUGUUGCAUGUAGUAGUCGAGCCAGUUACGUGUCUGGGGAGGGGGCUUUUUCGACUUGAUAGAAGAGAAAGGAAUUGAAAAUGUCACUGAUCAAGUCUCCGCGCUGGGUGCAAUGGUCGUGGGCAAGACCCAUCCGAAAAGCCGUGAGGAAGUCAUCUACCACAAUGAAAAACGCCUUCACCCAUUCGCAAGAGAGCAACAGGCUUGCGCGGUUGCUUUUGUAGCACUACCGACGUACAAAUGCAAUGUCAGCGGAAGGUGGAGCGUUUAGCACGUAUUUGUGUGCAAACCACACAAGCACAAACCUACGAGCCCGAGCAGAAGUUUUUACGUUUGAUGAGCCAAGAAAGACCGCACGUGGGCACGCGUCGGAAACCCUACGUUUUCGGCAGCAGUCUGCAGACUUGUAUUUUGCAGUUGUGCCGUGGCUCGUAUUGGUAUUUGCCCCAAGAUAAAAUUGGGUUCUUUAGACCGCAUCUGGUUCGCAAAAGUUUCCAGCUAUUCCGCUGCCGGUUGCUUAUGCUUUGGGUCAAGGCGUUUUGAAAAGUCAUAAAGGGCCAAAGGGAAAAGCGGCCAGCGCGUUACACGCCGGCGACAUGAAAAAAACGAAGCUUUUCAAGGAAGACUACGCGAGAAAUGUCGUCAACGCAAAGAAUUAUGUGAUGGAAAAGUGUAGUAGCCUGGAUACAUUGGUGGCACAAGCUGGUCAUGCAUUGCGCUAAGUGAGGUAAAUGCGGAUAGCUUUGGUGCAUAAUCAAGGCACGGUAAAUAGCGUUUUUCGCGGGGGGCCUCGUUUUGGCAAUAGUGUCGGUUAAGGUUGAGUGCCAGCGAAGGUCCACCCGCGAAGCGUGUCAAUUUCACUGGGCAGCCCACUCCAAAGAAAUCGGGCGCUUUGAUACCACUGCAAGUAGAGCAUAGACCAUGUAUUUCUGGCUCUGCACUUUUCUACCCGAUAUCGCCAAGGUAUUUUUAGACCAGCAAAGCCACUGCACGCAAGGGCAAUUGGAAGACCUGGUCGUGGAUAGGAUCAGGAACGAGGCCGCGUCCUCUUCGAGUACGGGCCCGCCAGAGCCGAAAGCCCUUGCCGCUAUAAUGGAAAACCAUCCUCUUAACAACUUUAUCAGAUUACCGAGGGCUGAGCGCCGGAAGCGCGCAGUUUGGAGAAGUGCGUCGGGGAACUAUGAGGAGCCAAUGUUUGCUAGAACUGCGUCCGCCUCCGCGUCGCCAGCACCAGCAGGGACACAGCAAGCCGCAAACCCGGCUGCGACACCAGCCGCAAAUCCAGCUGCUGUGGGAAAUGCCCCUGUUGCUGUGGGAAAUAUUCCUGCAGCACCUGUGGGAAAUAUUCCUGCAGCACCUGUGGGAAAUGUUCCUGCUCCUGUGGGAAAUAUUGCUGCUCCUGUGGGAAAUGCCCCUGCUGUUGCGGGAAACGGCCCUGCGGCUCCCAUCGCGCAAGGACAGGCUGCAGUUUCAUCGACGUCGGCAUCGGCGUCCGCUAGCUCGCAUCCGGCACCGCCUGCAGGCCAGCCAGCUGCACCUCCAGCUGCAGCAACCCCACCAGCCCGGGUCCGUGACCUACGCACACAAUCACUGUGACCGGGCGACGCGGAAUUGGUAUCGGUGUAGAAGGUGAAGGGGGAAAUCGUUCUAAAAUAUUGAUUGUCCUCGUAGCAUCAAGGGCGUAAUACGAUAAUAUCUUGCUAGCAGCCCGGGCACCUAUAUGAAAUCGAUGAAUUGAUGGUCCAAGAUUUUCCUGUUGUAAAAUGUUACGUACAAAAAGCCCUCUACUCCGGAGGAGACUGCAAAAGGACCUCUUCCCAGGCUUUGCAGGGAGUGUAUUUUUUUGAUUUCUGUAUAAUUUCAAAACUACCGAUUCUUAUCAUAUACCGUGCGGCACCAUCAGGUUCGGGACUCAAUUUGAAAAAGGUUGCGGUAGUCGUACAUUAUUCUAUUGAAAAAUGAAGACGUAGACGCGAAUUCUAUGAAGAAGACGUAGCAGCUGCCUAUUCUAUAUUUUUUCUCGACUCUAGAUCUAGACGAGAUUGUAGGAUUUGUCGUAUUCCACCGGCGAAAAACACAAAAAAUCGAGAAGUUUGUCCGGCCGAUAGAAAUUCAAAUUUUAGAAAGUAGCGAAAACUUGUGGCCUGUAUAGUACCAGACGACCACAAGUUAUGCCCCCUUCGGACCCAUCUUCAUCUUGACGUGCUUUCGCCUUUCAUCAAAAUCGCCCGAACUAUAUCUAAUUCGCCAAUUCCUAUCUUGUAUGAUGCGGCGAGACCACCAGCUGCGAGGAGAUAUUUGGUGAAAAGGAAAUCUUUGAACACACAAUCGGAACAACAGGGUCGGAACGAGAUCAACACUUUUUAAGGACAAGUGCGAUGUUGAAAGAAAAAUGGUUCUUGUCCACCAAAAAAACAGCGGAGUGGUGUUGUGGAAGGAAA